CGAAGCAUGAACGCUGUUCUCUAUCCUUGUCUAUAAUUGUAUCUCCCACGGUGUCAGAUCUAUUUCUAACGGCAUGGCUCACGUUCAAAAGAGUCUACGAAAAGUUAACAUCUCCAAGGCAUUCGUUUCCUUACUAGAAAUCGUUCUUACAUAUUCGUUUAUUCGUUCUUCUUGCAAACAAUUAAACAAUGAAACUAUCGAAACUUGCAUUUCAACUUUUCGAUAAAUACAAUUUGUGAAAACUGUUUAACGUCAACAAUUCUUUCGUGCCAGUUAUUAUGCAUUUAUGUAUAUGUGUGUGAAUGUGCGUGGGUGUGGGUUUGUAUGAAUAUGUGAGUUUGAGAGACAGAGAACAUAAAUAAAGUUUAAAACGAUAAACUUUUGUCCUUGUCUCUAUCACUCCGUCUCUCUCUCUCUCUCUCUCUCUCUCUUUCUCUCUCUUUCAACGAUAAAAUGAAUUAGCAUGUAGACUGUGCGUGUUAGAACGCACGUUCGCUUGCAUCUAUCAUCCAUCUAUAUUUUUUCUAAUACGAUAUGAAGUAUAUCGAAAUUAAUUAAACGUUUUGAUGGGUAAAAUUUUGAUUUAUCGAUCACGUAAAUAAAAUGUGAAAAUUUCUUCGUAGGCGAAAGAUAGCGAAUGAAAAGUCAGAGGAAAAAAAUAUAAAUGUUUUGUUAAUUUUGGAUUUAAUUAAACAUGUAAAUUAAAAUGCUCUUAUUACAUGAACAUAUGAUUUAAAAAAGAGAAAGAGAGAGAGAGAGAGAGAGAGAGAGAGAGAGAGAAGAAAAACAAAGUAAAACAAAAAAAAAUCUUACCUUACUAUAUCAUUAAAAAACUAUUCAAUCUGAUAGAUCGAAACGAAGAGAGAAUUAGAAUCGAGAAAAAUUAAAUAAAAAUUUUUAAUAAAAGAAAAAAAAGGAUGAAGAAGAAGAAGAAGGAGAAGAAGAAAAAGAGGGAGAGUUUUUAGUGAAAUGAUUGAAAGUUCGUGCAUGUGUGUGUCGUGUAGAAAGAGCGCGGGAACAUUCUAAGUAAAAUAUGAAUAUAAAAGUAGUAGUAAUAGUGAUAAUAGUAAUAGUAAAUAUGACGUUGAUAAUGACGUUGAUAAUGACGAUGUAGCGAUGAACAUAGUAGUAGAAGAAGGAAGAGUAAGUAAAAAAUAUAAAUGAAGAAGAAAUACAAGAAGAAGAGGAAGAAAAAGAAGAAGAAGAAGAAGAAGAUGACGAAAAAGAAGAAAACGAAGAUGAAGACGAAGAAGAAGAAGAAGAAGAAGAAGAAGAAGAAGAUGAAGACGAAGAUGAAGACGAAAAAGAAGAAAACGAAGCUGAAGACGAAGAAGAAGAAGAAGAAGAAGGAGAAGGGAUAGAAGAAGUUGGAAAUUUUGGAAACACGAGGACGAUUGUAAACUUAUUAUUAAAAAGGAUGAAGAGUAAUCCGUUGGAAUACUUUAUGUUCUUUCUUUUACUGAUAGUUUCGGGAGGAAGAUCGACUUCCGUCCGAGACAAUCUCUUCCACGAGAAUGAUCUCGUUUCGUCGACAAACUCCAACAAGUCUCCACUUCCGAUUAUCUCGCCGGUCGAUUAUACCGAUACACUUCAUUCUUGUCUUUACGUGUCACCUGAUUUACCACCUUGUCAUUUUAUAAGAAACGAAAACACCCAAAGAUUUUAUCGAUCAACCGAUAAUUCCUUGGAGAGAAAAAAAUCGAACGAGGAGUCACUUUUUCAAGGACACAUCACGGUUUAUUCCUUACAAGGUUGCUUACCCUCCAGAUUACCUUUCAAGAUGGCGUUGUGUGAAUCGAAGGAGAGUCUCGAAAGAGCUACGAAAAUAUGGAAAUUAUAUCCUUUUCAAAUCAACGACGACGAAAAGAUCGGAUCGACGUUUGUUUUUCCACGAUUCGAUAUAAAUCGAUGGUUGAAAUCAAUGAGACUACUUCGCGACGAAAGAGAUCAAGAACAACGAUGGAAUGAUUCAGAGAAUUUUUUAAAGGCCAGUCCAAAAUAUUUUUCAUCGUCGAUGAUCUCGUUCGAUCGUGAUAGAAACGAUCGAAUAAAAUCAUCUUCGAGUACAUCUACGAUCAAUCGAAAUAAUUUGAUGAAUUCGAAUGAAAGUGUACGACGUAGAAGAAGAAGACGAAGAAGGAGCGAUCUAUUGGAUCGUGAGAUCAGACAAGGAAGCGAGUUUCCCUACUCGAAAUCGAUCCCAUUCGAUCCAAAGAGACUCAGUUUAGCUCUGAGAUCAAAUAAAUUUUUCAAAUCUAGUCCGUCCCUUUCGCAAAGAUCUAGGGACAUGAAAAUGGAAAACCAAUCUUUCUAUUGAAAGGAGAUACCAUACAAUUUUUAAAGAAACUCGAAUAGAUCAAGUCAAUAUAUCCGGUGUUUAUCGUGUUCGAAAUAGUUACCUGAUUGUUUCUAAUUUUUAUCCUUAAUUAAUAUAGAUCUAUUUAAUAGAAAUGUAAUAGGUAAGAAAAAAGAGAAGAAAUCACCAAAAAAAACAAAAAAAAAUAACAAAAAAGAACAAAAAAAAGAAUGUCGGUAAUUAUUAUUAACACGUUGAUUUAAUAUAGUAAUAUUUACUAUACACACAUAUAUAUAUAUAAUAAAUUUUAUAGUAUAUUUACUGUAUUGAACAAUUUCUAAUAAUUAUAUAUAUAUAUAUAUAUAUAUAUAUAUAUAUUUAUAGUAAUAUAUAAUAAAUACAAUUUAUAAUGAAUAUCAUUAUAUUAACAAAUUUAUUACAGUAAUAUAUAGUCAGUAAAAAUAAUUAGUAAUAGAAAAAUACAAAUUUUAACAUGGAAUUAUCAAUAAUAAUCAGAAUUUUGAUUAUUGCCAUGAAGAUAUGAGGUCGAAGAGAAUUUUAAAUUAGAUCAAAUAAACCCAACGUGUAUAAUCAACGUGUUAAUAUCAUUUUAUUAUUUUUCAUUAUUAUUAUUACUAUUGUUAUUACUAUUAUAUUAAGAUGAACUCCAAAUUAGAAUUAGAAUAGACUUUAGCUGGAAUUUAAUUUUUUUUUCUUUGUUUCCUCGUUGUUGUUUCUUUUUUAACAUUGAAUACGUUAGAGAACGUUUAACGAUCGAAGGUUAGGUCGAAGUGAGGUCACCGUGAUGAUAAGAACAAAGAUACAUACACAUACAUACACAUAUAAGUCUUUCUUGUGUUUUAUAUUGACAUGUCAACAGCGUUAAACACUCAUAGCUAAUUUCUCGUCGUUGUUAUGACGACUAUCAUCGACUUUAUCGAAAAUCGAAUCAACUUAUAAUCAUCAACUUUUUUUUUUCUCACCAUGUUUUCUUUAAAACGUACACACACACACACACGUGUGCGUAUAUAUAUAUAUAUAUAUAUAUAUAUAUAUAUGUAUGUAUGUACGUAUUUAAAUUUGAUUCUUUCUAUUCGAGAAGCAUUCUAAUACAUACGUUCUAAUAUAUAAUAACAAAUAUAUAAUAGCAAACAAAUGGGACACGAUAUCGAGUGAUAAAUGUAUGUGCAUAUAGAUAGAUAUGUAUGUAUGCAUAUGUGUGUAUGUAUGAUACAUAUAGCUGUGAUAUUUCAGGUUUUGUUAAUUUACGUUAAAGAACAUAUCUUCGUUUAUUAUUUGAUUUCUUUCUUUUUCUUUUUUUUUUUUCCCUCGAGGUUCUCGCCAUCGAUCGUUAUAUUUUAUUUUUGUUAUAUAUACAUAUAUAGAUAUAUAUAUUUUUUUAAGUUUUUUUUUCUUUUUCUUUUAAUUACUUUUUUAAAAUUAAGAACGAGCUUUGGUAGAGCGCACGAAAUAUGUGAUAUGUAUACAGAUCAACAGAGAGCAGAUCAUAUUUUAUUAAUCUAGGGGAUGUGAAAGCGUUUCUAAUAACCACCGUCAAAGAUCUACCUUCAAAGCGAUUCAUGUUUUUACCUAUUUUUUUUCUUUUUUUUUUUUUUUACUUUAAUAGCAUUUUUUGCAAUCGGUCUAUAAAAUUUUAUAUAUCGAAGGAUGAUUUAAUAAACAAAUAAAAGCAUUUUUUGUUUAAUAAUUGUACUCUUUACAACGUGUUAUUAAGAUUAUAAUAAUUAUGAUAAUCAGAAUUGCUUUGGUGGAAGAUCGUAUUUAGAUAGAGUAAUUAAUCUUUUAAUAUAAGAAAUUAGUUCGAUCCAAUAUAGUUAGCGAACGAACUUCGAUUUUCUUACGAUGACGUGCUGAGGAUGUUGUCGAUAAGAUUAGAAUUAAUUAAAUAAAUAAAUAAAUAAUUCAAUAUUCGUAAAAGGAAAAAGCAAAUGGGGCUCGAGAUAGAGAUACAGAGAAAGAGAGAGAGAGAGAGAGAAAGAGAGAGAGAGAGAGUGUGUGAGAGAGAGACGGAAAAGGAAUUAAAUUAACAACAUAAUUAUAAUUGUAAAAAAAUGUUUAAAAAUAUAUCUCUUCUCUCAUAA
Molecule: messenger RNA, 4398 nt
Organism: Vespula vulgaris
Lineage: Eukaryota; Metazoa; Arthropoda; Insecta; Hymenoptera; Vespidae
Exons: 4
Coding region: 1418-2317 (299 amino acids)
Source: RefSeq, a predicted model, not a curated record